Molecule: messenger RNA, 2013 nt
Organism: Nothobranchius furzeri (turquoise killifish)
Lineage: Eukaryota; Metazoa; Chordata; Actinopteri; Cyprinodontiformes; Nothobranchiidae
Source: RefSeq, a predicted model, not a curated record
CACGUGACCAGUUGAGAUGACGUCAGUGUCGAAGCAGCAAAGUUUAAUGGCCGAGAGUUUUACGAGUAGUUGUUGCUUUUCCAUUUGGUUGUAAUCGGUUUCAGGUCCGGACCGGAUUAGUCCUACGGGCACCCGGAUGACAGGCUCGCUACAAGACGGCAAGUUGAGGAAAGCAGCAGCGCUGAGCUUCAGGGAAAUCAGGACCGAGGCAGAAAUCUUCACGGAGUCUGGGACGACUGUGAACAGCGACGUGCGCCCCCCGGUGGUGAGAACACAACAACAGAAGAGAGAGGAACCGGACAGGAGUGGAGGUGUGGAUGAGAUCAGAUGGAGCCAGAUAAGCUAAUGAAGAGCUUUGACAGUGAUGAGGAGAUUUUAGAUUCUCUGUUUAAGGGGAAGCCAGUGGAGUUGUUGCAGAGCGCGGGUGUUGUGAUGGGUGGUUUGUGAUAACAACACGUGCUGGUUCUGGAGGGAUGUGCUGGGGAGCCCAAAGAGGUGGAGUCAGUCCAGGAAGUGACAAGACAUCACGCAGGUUUGUGCCACUCGGACAAAGAGAACUGAGUGGAGUUCUGUUUGUCAGGACCUUAGUUGGAUCUGCUGUGGACCAGGACGAGAACAGCUGCUUUAGUGAAGAUCUGGACAUCUGCAAUGGGGGACGCCUUUGGUUUGGUCUACUGUCUGGCUAAGGAGGAGGACUAUGAGCAGGUCAUGAAGAUCUGCACUUCAAAGGACUACAACGGACUGGACUACCUGCCUGCCUUCUUUCACCGCUGGCUGAAGGAACCUGGACGGAUCGUCCUCUUGGCUUGGAUGAAAGACAGAGUGGUGGCGCUGGAAUCUGCCUUGCUCGUGGAUGGGGGUCAGACGGUUGUGUUUCAGGGUCGCAGGGUGGUUUCUGACCUCAGAGGCAGUGGCAUCGCUGGCGUCCUCCACAGUCAUGUGACCUCCUACGUCCGCAGUCAGUACCCAGAAGUCUGUGCUGUCAGAAUGAGCCGAGGAGACCAUCCUUCAGAACGAAUCCUGUCUAAGUACAGACUUGUUGCUAAAGAGGCCAUAGUGUCUGUAUGCUGUGAGGCAGCCGACCUCAGCGCCUUCAUCACUGAGCUACGAUCUAAAACACACUCUUCCUGCCGUGGGGCGGUUACUCUGAGCCAGCACCAGGCGGAGACUCUGAUCCUCAGUGACCAUGUGAUUUCCAACCUGCUGCCUGGGAAAACCAUCAUCAAUGACUGGGAGCCUCUGAAGCCCGUGGAAGCCAACCUGGAGGUGCUGCGCCGCAGAGAGCUGACCUUCAUAGCAGAUCACGAGUCAGAACCAUCUGCCCUCAGCCUGGGCACGCCCCCGUACGCUGUCCCUUAUCGCCAUGACGCUCUUCGCGUCAACAUCAACAUCUUUGGUCACAAUCUGGUGUCUGUGUGUGCUGUGUUUCUGGCUCAGCUUGAAGCUCUGCAGCCUAAGGUCACAGGUUUCCUGAUUUUACAGACCUACCUGAAUCCUGCAGUCUGGGAAGGUUUUCGUCAGUUCUGCCAGAAUAAUUCAAGGGUGUCGUUUUUAAGGGACUACUGGGAGGAUGUGAUCCUGGAGUCGGACCUCUGAAGCCCUCAGAGCUGUUGGCAAGAUGGAGGUCCAGUGGAUCCCAGAGUUGUCUCUGUCCACCCACCGGUGGCUCAUUGAAAAAUGUUUUAAUGAAAGUAAAAUCCACUUUGGGAAACAGGAAGGUCAUGAACCAUCAGGUCCAAAACCCUCCGAACUACCCAGGAACCUUCUGAUAUGUCCUUUAUAGAAGCAGACACGGGAUUAACAAUUGGAAUCUGGAUUUAAAAUCUAGCUUUAAAUGAUCACAAAACAAUGCAACAAAAAGAGUUUAGCUUCAUGUUUUUAUGAAACAGUCUUGAUUGUUCCAGGAACAUCGGAGCAGCUCUGAUGUUUGAUUUAUAAUCACCUGCACUGAUUUUAUGGUGGUGAAAGUAAUUAAUACUCAAGUUGGAAUCAUCAUUAAACAGCUCAACUCUG